CAGGGAAUGGCUCAGUUCGCGUGCAGCUUCCUUUGAAGCUGCGUGGCGGUGACACUGGACCAAAUAUGUCGCGCUCCUCGCGAGCGUCGUCGUCGCUCCUCCAUUUCGGUCCAAUACUGGAGUUUCCUCGCCUUCUCCACAGGUGACGCCAUCGCUGAUCGAAGCUCGGGGUUAGGGUCUGAUCUCUUAUUCCUGCGCUGAGGCAUUUCCCUCCAUACCAUGUUCGACCCUUGCCCGCGCGAUGGCUUGGUGGAACCGGAAGAACGCCGUCUCGCCCUCCUCGUCCUCGCCCUCGUCCUCGUCCUCCCCCGCCUCAAUCGCAUCCUCCCCUGUCGGUCGUAGCUGGUCCAGGGACCUCCACCUCCCCUGGAGCUCUCGCCGCGUCGCCCGCCAGCACGAGCGUCCCAAGCUCUCCGACAUCAAGGUCGGUGGGUUGUCGUUCGACACUGGCGCCACCGCCGGCCCCUGCUUCGUGAGCUCGACGCCUGUGUCACCGCGCUCGAGCAAUCUCAACUGCAACCCAGGCCGGAUAUCGUCAUCCCUGAUUCUGCUACCGCGGCCGCUUCCAUUGCCCGAGUUCGUGGCGACGGCACCUGCGUCCCCUCAUCGGGAGUGUACGUCGGCUCUGGGGUUAGGGCUUUCAUCACCAAAAUUGGCGGGUUGCCCUCUGCCCUCACCAAAAGGGGCUUCGAGUAGAUCUGAGGGCAAUGAAACGACUCAUGCGCCUGCUGAGUGUUCCUCCAUGGUGGAUCCGAUCAACGAGAAGGCGUUUUCGGGUGGUGUAGUUGGAAGCAGGUUUCCUCACCAGAGUUUGCACAGAAGUUCAGAGCGCAGCGGCAUCUCGUUGAAUGGAUUUACUUUUAGACGUCACAGAAAGAGAUUUCAAGAUCCAAAUUCUGCAGGAUAUGUUAACUUUAUGCUUAAUAUCCCAGCUAAAAGUGCUCCAGCAAGUGGGUUCUCAAGUCCUGUGCGGAGUCCUAUAAGUAGUCCUCGGAGAUCAAAUAAUGUUGACUUUUCCACCAUUGCAACUCGAGGGCUUCAAGUAAGGUCAGCUACAGAGAUGCCAUCCACAGAUAGAGAAUCUGUUUUCCCUCUGCAGACUUCAUCUGAGGAAUUUAUUGGUGGUCCUGAUCAAACAGCUAAAAGUCUUGUCUUAAGAACCAGAAAUCCUACUACACCUUCUUCCCCAUUGCAUAGAAAAAUGUUCUCAGAUAAUUCUGCUUCAUGCCAAGAAAAUGGUGGUAACAUUAGUGUUCACCCACUUCCUCUGCCUCCUGUUGCUGCACCUCCUUCGCAAUCAGGAUUCUCUCAUCACUAUGGUACAAAAUCUGAGGCAUUAUCUAUGAGAAGUCAGUGGAAGAAAGGAAAUCUCAUUGGAAGUGGAACAUUUGGCAAUGUUUAUGAAGCCACCAACAUACACACUGGAGCUUUAUGUGCAAUGAAAGAAGUUAAUAUAAUUCCUGAUGAUGCCAAAUCAGCUGAAUGCGUAAAACAGUUGGAACAGGAAAUAAAGUUUCUCAGCGAAUUUAGGCAUCCAAAUGUUGUGCAAUAUUAUGGGAGUGAAACAAUUGAUGACCAGUUUUACAUAUAUCUUGAAUAUGUUCAUCCUGGUUCAAUCAAUAAAUAUGUUCACCAGCAUUGUGGAGCUAUGACAGAAUCAGUUGUCCGCAAUUUUACCCACCAUAUUCUCAAAGGGUUAGCCUACUUGCAUGGUAAAGAUAUAAUGCAUAGGGAUAUCAAAGGAGCAAAUUUGCUUGUUGAUGCACGUGGCGUUGUUAAGCUGGCUGAUUUUGGGAUGGCAAAACAUCUAAGUGGGGUAGCCGGAACUCGUUCAUUAAAGGGUUCACCAUAUUGGAUGGCUCCAGAGGUGAUGCAGGCUACAAUGAACAAGGAUAUUGGUUAUGAUCUUGCUGUUGACAUUUGGAGCUUGGGUUGUACCAUUAUUGAGAUGUUUACAGGAAAACAGCCUUGGAGUGGUUUAGAAGGGGCUGCAGCUAUGUUUAAAGUCUUGCAUAAAAACCCAACAAUACCUGAAUCAUUGUCAAAUGAUGCUAAGGACUUCCUGCAAUGUUGCUUCCAUAGAAACCCCGCAGAGAGACCAACUGCCAACAUGUUGCUCGAACAUCCCUUCAUACAACUCUCAGACCACUACAACGGACAUGGUUCUCUGCAAGCAUUUGCAGGGAUUAAAAUUAUUGAUAAUACUAUCAGCACGAGAGAGAAAAAUAAAUCAAGAAGUGAAUCAUGCGUGAGAGGGAGACACUCAAUAAAUGGAGAAAGCAGGCAGUCUCAUCCUGGAACUUCUGAGACAGAUGUCUCUCGAGUUUCACCUCGGUCUGCUCCUGAGAUUGUUCUUAGUCCAUCACAACCUCAACCAAAUCAUAUUAUGUCAAGUUCAUCUAGCACUUCUGCAAAUAUUCUGAACAGUGUGCGACUAGCUGCUGCAAACGUCCAGCCCUGUGUGUUACCCAUGCCUUACAAGAAAGCCAUUGUAAAUCUCUCCUGACUGGCCACUUGGCAGAGUCAUGCCAAACUUGAACAGAUCAUUCAAGCUUUUCAGGAGUUUUAAUCGAUCGUCUGCAAUCGUCCCAUCGUCUCCUCGUGUUCCAUCCUGUUUUUUUUCAUCAAAGACUGAUGGUAUUGGUCAUUAACAAUGGCGAUCCAGGAGGUUCGUAAACUGGACCUAUAGAUCCUCAGAAUUAGCUUACUCGGUUGACCAAUGGCCAGUAGUCCGGUUGGAAAUGGAGAGCUGUACAUGUGGUACAUAGCCAUUAUUGUAUUCAAGAACUUCACAAGGGUCGAAUUUGUCAAUGCCCACACUAAUAUUUCUCUUGUACAAUACUGUCACAGACAAUUCAGACGUAGUCAAAGUUCAGAUUGCAAUACUUUCUCAGCCUGUAUGAUAGCAAGAUUUCAAUUAUUGUUUAGCUGUUAUUGAACACCACUAUUCAGUACAUAAAGAAGUGACAGCCAGCAAACUAAU
Molecule: messenger RNA, 2983 nt
Organism: Musa acuminata subsp. malaccensis (wild Malaysian banana)
Lineage: Eukaryota; Viridiplantae; Streptophyta; Magnoliopsida; Zingiberales; Musaceae
Product: mitogen-activated protein kinase kinase kinase 5
Biological process (GO): protein phosphorylation
Molecular function (GO): ATP binding; protein kinase activity
Source: RefSeq, a predicted model, not a curated record